Sorghum bicolor (sorghum) is the source of this 2121-nucleotide messenger RNA. RefSeq names its product cell division protein FtsZ homolog 2-2, chloroplastic. Gene Ontology annotation, molecular function: GTP binding; GTPase activity. NCBI's taxonomy places the organism in Eukaryota, Viridiplantae, Streptophyta, Magnoliopsida, Poales, Poaceae. The transcript is spliced from 8 exons. The record is from RefSeq and is a predicted model, not a curated record. Gene Ontology annotation, cellular component: cytoplasm; chloroplast. Gene Ontology annotation, biological process: chloroplast fission. Bases 390 to 1805 code for a protein of 471 amino acids.
UCGCCGCUGGGCUUUGGGCACUCAGUCAGCGCUCACGAAACUCACCGAGUCAUUGGUUUGGCUGAGGCCCCGCGCCUCCGGCCGUUGGCGUCGUCGUCUACUCGCCGAAAACCUCGCCGAAUCCCUGGCGCGGCGCAGAAACCCUUCGUGCCGGAUUCCCCAGCCUUCAGAAUCCACCUGGUCGUCUCCUCUAUAAAAGCGCCGGGAGGAUCUGCCGACGUUGCCGUUCAUAGGCGGCGGCGGCUCUCGGGUGUCCUGCGCCUGCACUGCACCACCCCACUCUUCUUCCACUUCCAGUGAAACGGUUUCAAGGCAGAAACUCUCCUGGAAUUAAUUAUUGAGCCAUCGGAGAUUGCAUUUGCCAGUGCAAGCAAAUUCCAGAACUAAGGAUGGCAACACAGCUAGUUUUCUCCAAUGCUUCCAGUUGCCGGUGCCCAUUAGGCAUUUCGCCAAUAAGGAAGACGCUUCUUGGUGAAAGUGCAAGUUUUCAGAGAAAGAAGUGGUUUGCUGGUGAUUCCUAUCGCUUUUCUCGACUCGAGUGCUCUGCAAACUCCCGCCGAGCUGGGCCAAGGCGUACCAAGGAUACCUUAUAUGACCUUCACCCUGAGAUCUCCUUGCUUUAUGGAGAAGAUAAUGGUGCAGCUACUGUAUCCAGCAAAGAGCAGGGCAUUGACACUGCAGCUGAAAGAUUGGUGGACACUCCUCCCUCUUACCGCUAUAAUGAGCCCAGGAUUAAAGUCAUAGGGGUCGGGGGUGGUGGCUCCAAUGCUGUGAACAGGAUGAUUGAAAGCUCCAUGAAGGGUGUGGAAUUCUGGAUUGUGAACACUGAUUUUCAGGCUAUGCGGAUGUCACCCAUCGAACCAGAAAAUAGGCUACAGAUUGGCCAGGAAUUGACACGUGGUCUUGGUGCUGGUGGGAACCCAGAAAUUGGCAUGAAUGCAGCCAAGGAAAGCCAGGAGUUGGUAGAACAGGCAGUUGCUGGUGCUGAUAUGGUUUUCGUGACAGCUGGAAUGGGAGGUGGGACAGGCACUGGUGGCGCACCUAUUAUUGCAGGGAUUGCAAAGUCCAUGGGUAUAUUGACUGUUGGAAUUGUCACAACCCCAUUUUCAUUCGAGGGAAGAAGGCGGGCUCUCCAGGCACAAGAAGGAAUUGCAUCGUUGAGAAGCAAUGUUGAUACACUGAUUGUAAUUCCAAAUGAUAAGUUACUGACUGCUGUAUCCCCAAAUACUCCUGUGACAGAAGCAUUCAAUUUGGCAGAUGAUAUUCUUCGGCAAGGUGUUCGUGGGAUAUCAGAUAUAAUCACUGUGCCAGGUCUGGUGAAUGUGGACUUUGCUGAUGUUCGAUCAGUUAUGUCAGAUGCUGGCUCAUCAUUGAUGGGCAUUGGAACAGCAACAGGCAAGACACGAGCCAGAGAUGCCGCACUCAAUGCCAUACAGUCUCCUCUACUUGAUAUUGGUAUUGAAAGAGCAACUGGAAUUGUAUGGAAUAUCACUGGAGGGAAUGAUCUAACCUUGACAGAGGUGAAUGCUGCAGCUGAAGUAAUCUAUGAUCUUGUUGACCCUGGUGCAAAUCUGAUUUUUGGCUCUGUUAUAGAUCCGUCAUACACUGGUCAAGUGAGCAUAACUCUAAUUGCAACUGGUUUCAAGCGCCAGGAGGAAAGUGAGAGCCGGUCUUCACAGGCUGGAGGAGACAGCAACCGUGGUCGCUCGGGUUGGUUUUCUCCCACUUCCCAGGAGGAUGGCCAUGCAUUGCAAAUCCCAGAGUUCCUUCAGAGGAAAGGGCGGUCAGGGUUUCCACGAGUCUGAACGCUUUAGUUUAUUGUUUUUCUUGUCAUGGUUUUUUUCCCCCUUGGCUCUUUAUGGUAGUUUGGUAUGAUGCAGGUUUGGUUUCUAGGUCUCUGAGUUUAGCAAGGUAGAGCAAAUGUUUGAAUCCUAACUGUAGUUCGUGAACUGUAUCCUAUAUCUGUGUGCAAACUACGCCAGCUGAGUAGAUUGGCCUGGUGGCUCUGCUUCUCAGGAACCUGCAGUGAAUCAGGAUCUGAGAUCUCAGUUUGCGAGUUAUGAAUAAAAGUCAGCGCUGAGAUCAAAUUAUAAUGUCCCGUGUGAAGGUUUACACCUCCAA